GUUUCUUACACGCAUACGAAUACUGACAUUUUUCUCACGUAUUUGUAUUGUUACUAUUUUCAAUGUAACUCUUUGCCUGUGAUGUGCCACUCCUAAACCAGAUAGAUAGAUACACACACAGAGGCGCGCAUACGAACAUAUAUAAUAACGAUUAAGGUUGAAUAGCUCACAUAACUUGAAGACAUGAACCAGAAUCCUUGAUAGCAAGUUUCCAUUGAUUGAAUAUUCUAGUGAAAUCUCUCUCCUUGUUAACCACAAAUUACACCAAGGAAAGAAAUGCAGGUGUGAAUGUAUGAAAUGUAAUAUAGGAGACAAUUAUGGAUCACACGACCCCUACAAAAGCGUUACAAAUGCCAGGCUUCACAAUCUCUGGUGAAUUCAUAUGGUGACCUCACAUCUUUAACUCUGCUCUAAACUUCAUCUCGAAGACUAUUUUUUCGAGGUCAGGAAAUAUUUCAAAUCUAGUCAGUUGCUGAAACCUAUAAAUUGCAGAAUUAUGGAGAACGAGACUUUAAAUGAGUUUGCUGGAAAUAACACACCAGAAAUUAGAGCCCGGAUUAAUACAGACGCAGACAAGAAAGACCUGCGUUAUGGUUUCGGACGCUUUCGGCCGCAGUGGAUGCAAGUGUUCAAUCGACCUAAGAUCGUCCUUAUGAUUCUGUGUUAUAUUGCUUUCAUUCAAGGUUUUAUCGUUAAUGGAGCAAUCAAUGCAAACUUGAGCACAAUAGAAAAACGGUUUGAAUUUUCCAGUAAAAUGUCAAGUUGGAUUCCCAGUGUUUAUGAUAUCACAGGAGCACCAGUUGCUUUAUUUGUUUGCUUCAAAGGAGCAAUGAGCUACAAACUACGUUGGCUUGGAUGUGGUUUCAUUGUCUUCAGUUUGGGUUCUUUCAUCAUGGCAAUGCCACAUGUUUUUAGUCACAGUUACGAAUGGGAUAAAAGCCUGUAUAUUCAUUGCUCACGUUUGGAAGAUACCAGUGACAAAUGCGGUGCCAGUGAUGACGCCAACCCUUAUCACAUAUUCCUUGGAGUUUUUCUUUUAGGGCAGGUGUUUCAUAGUGUAGGUGGAAGUAUUCUCUUUUCACUUGGAAUAACUAUAUUAGAUGACAUUGCUACACCCAUGACAACGCCAUUACAUAUUGGUAUACUGAUGGUUUUUGCAACCUUGGGUCCUGCAUUAGGAUAUAUAGUCGGUGCUCAGUUUCUUGAUAUUUUUGUUGAUCCUUCAAAACAAAAUGAGAUGACUUUUGAGUCUACAGAUCCUCGUUGGAUUGGAGCUUGGUGGAUCUGUUUCUUCAUAUCAGGAUCUAUGUCAAUAUUCAUUGGACCAGUUCUGUUUGGUUAUGCACGGGAACUUCCAGCGACUGAAAGUAUUCAAAGGAACCGAGAAUCUCAAGUUCAUAACGGAGUUGAUAAAUUAUCAGAAAAAUAUUCUGCUUCUCCUAUAACAUUAAAAGUUGUGCCUCUGAUUGUGUGGAAUCUGUUUAAGAAUCCAGGAUUUGUAUUCGUCACAUUGGCUGUAACAUGUGAAGGGAUUAUUGUGGCUGGAUUAACAGCAUAUUUUCCAAAGUUUCUUGAAAAUCAAUUUGAAGAAACAGCUGCAUCUGCAUCUCUCAUUCCAGGUGUUGUUGCCAUCCCUGCAGCCGCCGGAGGACAGAUUUUUGGCGGUUAUGUAUGCAAAAGGUUUAGUCUAAGAGUACCUGAACAGUGUCUGCUCUCCCUUGUUUCUUUGUCACUUGGAUUUUUAACCUACGGUGUAUUCUGGGCGAAAUGUGAGGACGUUCCAUUUGCAGGAAUCACUCAGCGGUAUCAUGAUUUUUCAAUCUUAAAUAUAACAACGACAGAACAUACAUACGUAUGUGUGUAUGUAUGUAUUAAUGUAUGUUUAAAUUAUUUAAUUCUUUUCCAGACACAUUUCAAUUGUUCAUGCGUUGCGAACUCAACGACUCAUACAGCUUCCGAUGGAAAGUGUCCCACAGAGAAAUGCAAUUUUUAUUAUAUGGUCAUAGCAAUAUUAUUUGUGGCAACAUUCUUCACGUUUGCAGCACAAACGCCAAUGGUUUCUGUAAUUCUCAGAUGCACUCCAGACAGUCAUCGGUCCCAUGCCAUUGGAAUAUCUGCUUUCAUUGCACGUUUACUAGGUACAUUCCAAGGUCCACUACUGUUUGGAUUCGCCAUUGACAAAGCUUGUAGAGUGUGGAAAAGAUCCUGUUCCAAGAAUGGAUCUUCUUGUUGGAUUUACCAAAAAGAAUUAUUAUCUCGCAAUUUCUUUUUAUUAACAAUCUUUGUACGUGCAUUAUCCAUUCUGUUUCUUGUAAUUGCCAAAUGGCUUUAUAAACCACCUCCAUCAACAACUAGAUCAAACGCCAGCCAAGAAUAUCCGUUGAAUGACAACUACGUUAGCGAAAACUUCACAACUCUUUGAGUAUUUGAUCAAACUUUCGAAAACUGAGUUAACUAAAACUAAAACGGCCAUUCAGAAGCGCCACACGAGACAGAUAUGUAAUUUUGUGCCUUGUACUGUUCUGUAAUAUAUUCCUAUUCAUUGAAAAUAAUAAACUUUAAAUUUGCUAAUA
Molecule: messenger RNA, 2573 nt
Organism: Octopus bimaculoides (California two-spot octopus)
Lineage: Eukaryota; Metazoa; Mollusca; Cephalopoda; Octopoda; Octopodidae
Product: solute carrier organic anion transporter family member 4C1
Biological process (GO): transmembrane transport; sodium-independent organic anion transport
Cellular component (GO): basolateral plasma membrane
Molecular function (GO): protein binding
Source: RefSeq, a predicted model, not a curated record